AAACCUGUGGUGAAUCGUCCAAUUUUCUUCAACGGUUCAAGCCUGGUGGUUUAGCCUCAGUCUGUCAAACACCUGCUUAUAAAGACGCAGACAAAUCCUCUGAUCACUCUCCUGGCUGCUUCUACCUCUGCAGGACACACAGAGAUUGACAGCACAAUCAGCAGAGUUUCCCACCCAGUCUAACAAGCCUAGACGAUGGAGGGGCGAAUCGGGCAGCUUGUCUUCUACUUCCUGUCCUGGACCCUUCACUUCCUGUCCCGCCCCGCCCUCCCGGAAGCCUGCACCACUGGCACGGCCGCCGAGUGCAGAGAAGCCGACUUCGUGCCAGGGUACAACCUGGCGGGAGAAGGCUUCGACAUCGUGAAGAUGGAACGCAAGGGCGCUUACGUCAUCGAUGUCAACUCCUGGAAGAGGAAAGACAGGACCUGCACCCUUUGCAAGAACCCCUUUCUGGAGAACGUGGCUCAGAAGCUGCCCCUGUCCGUGGUGGACUGGCGGGCCCUGUCCCACUGCAAGAUGAAGGUCUCCAGCACCGUCUAUGACUCCAGCGAGUCCCUGGUGAACGACAGCGCGUCCAGCGUGGAGAACAACUGGAAGGUAGGGCUGGAUAUCAACGCCAACCCGAAAUUCCAGGCUUCCAUGAUGCUGGCUGGCACCAAGUCCAACCUGGCGCGGUAUUCGAUGGAGAAAACCAAGAAGGACAAGUUCAGCUUCGCAAGUCACGAGAUUCACUGCACCCAUUACAGUUACAGGAUAGUGGAUUUUCCUCAGCUUCAUACAGAAUUUUCCAAGUCCAUCAAGAGCCUUCCCAAGACCUACGACAAGGACACCCGAGCGAGCUACCGCGGUCUGAUCGACACUUACGGGACUCACUUCAUCAAGCAAGUGCAGCUGGGGGGGAAGGUGAUGAGCACCACCUCCAUCCGAACCUGCGAGGCGUCCCUGAAAGGACUCUCCGAAACCGAGGUGAAGGACUGCCUGGACUUCGAAGCCUCCACCACCAUCGGGCAGGCUGCCAACGUCAAGACCGAAGCCCACCACUGCAAGAAGGACCAGAAGAAGCUGGGGACCGCCAAGAACUUCCACAGCCUGUUCAGUGAUCGCCACUUGGAGGUCACUGGUGGGCAGGUGAGCAAUGCGGAUCUUCUCUUUUCCGGGGAUACGGACCCCGCAGCUUAUCAGCAGUGGAUGGAGAGCUUAAAGACCACCCCAGGUGUUAUUUUCUACUCCUUGCUCCCAAUUCACAACCUGGUCCGCUUCAAGGGCCCUAAGAAGGAAAAUCUGAAGCAGGCUUUGCAGGACUACAUCCUGGAGAACGCUCUUUUAAAGACCUGCUCCGGCCAUUGCAAAGGCGGUUCCUCUCCUAGCGCCAGGGACUCCUGUUCCUGCGUCUGCCAAGAGAGCUCUGACAUUAACAGUCAGUGUUGUCCGACACAACCGGGGCUGGCCAAGCUGAUCGUGGUGGUAACCAAAGCCACAGGAUUGUGGGGCGACACGACCACAAAAACCGACGCCUUUGUCAAAGUUUCCUACAAGAGCAAAACGGUGCAGACCAACGUGAUCUACAACAACGACAACCCGGUCUGGGGAGUCAGUUUUGAUUUCGGGCCAGUGACGUUGUCUCUGGCGGAAGAGCUGAAGUUCGAAGUGUGGGACGAAGAUAACGUGUGGUACAAGCGAUGGAACGACCUCCUGGGGAGGUGUUCCAUCAAACCUCGAAGGGGAUCCAACUUAAGCGAGAUGUGCGCCCUCAAUCACGGGAACCUCUUCUUCUCCUACACCCUGGAGUGCGGACCCAGCUUGGGCGGCCCGACCUGCGGGGAGUACGUGCCCUCGCCCAUGAGCGCCGAGCUGAUGAAGAGGUUCGUGUCCAGGAACGCCGUGCCCCUCCCUCGCAGCUUGGUGGCAGAGAUGAUGAAGGGCUACUCCGGGCUGGACCCUUCGAGCGCCAGCGGCAACCGCAGCAGGGAAGAGUAGCCAGCCUGGAAGGAACCAGAGUCGGGUCAACCCAGUUUGAGAGUCAUGCUUGCAGGCUUUGCUUACGGCUAGUUUAUGAGGAUUGAAGAAACUACCCCUGGUUAGUAAAUGUAUUGGCUGAUCAGUGAUUGACGCAAGACAGACUCUCCCCACUCCUCCCCUCCCCGAAGUGACUUUUACUUUAAAAGCCACGCAAACCAAAGCUGUAAAAUUUCCAUACUUAGAUUUUCAUUAGAAAAAGCAUUAUUAUCUCUAACUCAUUCUAGCAGUGUUAUAAUGCUUCCCCCACUAUAUAGGGUGCUAACUGCAAAAUGCUCAAACGUCAGCUAGAGAAACAUUUCAGCUAGCACCUUCUUAUAUGUAGCAAUUGCUCCACAGAACGGGACACAAAACCAACCGGGUCUGUUUCUCCUCAUCGCGCUACAGCGGACCCUGCGUCAGAGAGGACACCUGCAGUGCUGGCCGCUGUCCACCAGAGACUGGUAGCACGCCGACAUCCACUAUGGAGCUCCUGGGUGUGGAAGAGGAAGCUGGCUGGGUUCGCUUGAUUUGUUUCUUUGUAUGUUUAAAAAGAAAAUUGCAAAGCGCUUUUAGCAAUAAAGAUGCACA
Messenger RNA from Polyodon spathula (Mississippi paddlefish), 2586 nucleotides. RefSeq names its product perforin-1-like. NCBI's taxonomy places the organism in Eukaryota, Metazoa, Chordata, Actinopteri, Acipenseriformes, Polyodontidae. Gene Ontology annotation, biological process: leukocyte mediated cytotoxicity; immune response. The record is from RefSeq and is a predicted model, not a curated record. The coding region runs from base 196 to 1977 and encodes 593 amino acids. The transcript is spliced from 3 exons. Gene Ontology annotation, cellular component: membrane attack complex. Gene Ontology annotation, molecular function: calcium ion binding; pore-forming activity.